CUCGGGCGAAUUCAGGAAGAAAUGUGAGCACUUGGAAUGGAGGGAGUCCGGCAGCUCGAAACGGUCCUGCUGCUGGACGUGCUCGAUAGUUUUUGACGGGGUUUGGGCCUUUUUUUUUUUAAUUUAACCCUGGGUAAGCCCCCUGAUGAUGGUCUUCAAUUGAAGCUCUUUUUAAUGGCUUUGGCUGUUCUGCUGUAAGUGCCUUGUUCAAUACCAUAAGAUAUAUAAUAAUGGAGGCUGAGAUGCCAUAAGAAGAGACCAUACUUUAAAUGAGCAUCAGAUACUUAAUACAGAGAGAAAAAGCAAUACAGAGGCACUAUGGCAAGUUAAAGGAUUUCCCAUUUGUUGGACUUGGUAACUAACAAGCAUUGCUGGAAAAAGUAUGGCUUACAGAAAAGUGACUGGAGAUCAUUCAGUGCCACUGCACGCUCAGGAUCCAGAAACUGAUGAUAUUCAAGCCACAUCCUUAGACCUGGAGUGGGAUAUGGAGAAAGAACUGGAAGAGCCCAGCCUGGACUGCUACCAGCUUGACUCUGCAGACCAUGGCCAUUUGGGAAACUCAUCUCAAAGCACUGAACUCGGCCUGGAAAGGAUUCAGCCUUCAGUUUCUCCACAGGGUAGAUUUGAACGACUACAGGAAGAUCCAGAUUAUGUGUCACAUUACACAAGGCAAGCACCAAAGAAUAACCAGAAGAAAUGUAGAAAACUCAUUAAAUAUAUCUGCACUGGCAGCAGCCUUUUUAUUUUUGGCCUUUUAAUUGGUCAUUAUGUAAAAAACAAUUGCGAUGCCCGUGCAUCUUCAACAAACCAAAUUUCUGGAGAUUAUACAACAAACAGUGAAGUCUACCAAAAAUUUUCACAGGAGGUCACUGCAGAAGCUCUUAGACAGCAUUUCAGGCAUUUCUCACAGAAGGAAAAAGAGAAGAUUUCUAUUGCGAAAUCCCUUGCAGAAAAGUGGAGAGAACUUGGAUUAUCUGAGGUCCAAUUGUUCAAUUACACUGUGCUCCUCAGUCUUCCUGGUCCCUCACCCAGCAAUAUUACUGAUAAAGGCACUGGACAAUGUUUCCUUCCUGAAGGAAGAGCAUGCAAUACCUGGGAUCAAAAAUCUACUGCUAAUGGAGACCUGCUUUAUAACUAUGCAUCCUACUCUGCACAGGGCACACUGGAGGCAGAAGUGGUUGAUGUUCAGUAUGGGAUGCCUGAUGACUUGAGUCAAGUUCUUGUUUCUACCAAUGCAACUAAUAAAAUUGCACUAUUAAAAUUAGGAUAUGCGCCUUUGCUUUAUAAGUUGUCCUUGCUAGAAGAAGCAGGAUUUGGAGGAGUUCUGCCUUAUAUUGACCCAUGUGACCAGCCAAAUGACCAGAUGUACUUGAACAAAUCAUUUGGAAUUGCACUCAAUCCUGGUGGAGAUCCUUCUACACCAGGCUAUCCUAGCAUUGAUGGAGCAUACAGAGAAAAUGUGCAACACCUCACAAGACUGUUGGUUCAGCCAAUUUCUGCCUCUCUCGCCAAAGAGCUUAUGUCUGCUCGUGAAAUUGCUGGUGGCAACAAGUGCUCUCCGCUGUCAAUGCCUGUGGAUUCAGGCAAAAGGACUAUCAUAUUAGCUAUUGAAAAUCGCAUGGAAUAUGGCACCAUACACAAUGUCAUUGGAUACUUGAAGGGGGUCACCAACUCUGAUCGAUAUAUCCUGGUAGGGAGCCACCAUCAUAACGGGUAUGAUAAGACUGCAGCAGAUGUAAUCAGUGGUGCUGCCAUAAACACACAUCUGAUUGAGACCUUGAUAUCUCUAGUCAAAAAUGGGUGGCAACCACUCCGCACCAUUAUGUUUUGUUCAUGGGGUGGAACAGAAUUUGGCAAGAUUGGUUCUUAUGAGUGGGCAGAGGAAAUGAAAGAGGUGUUGCUUAGUAAUGCAGUAGCCUAUGUGAGCCUCUUCAGCCCAGUCCAAGGUAACGGAAUGCUUUAUACCAAAGCUUCGCCUUUGCUCCAGCAGUUGGCGGCAGACUCUCUCCACAAGAAACUCUAUUUAAACUGCACAAAGAAAGAGAAGUGCUCCAGACCAAACAUCAUAUCUGUCCAAAUGCAAGGGGAUGCUGAUUUUUUUGCAAGCCAUCUUGGAAUUCCAUCCAUUGAGUUCUCAUAUCAAGAUGCGAAAACACAAGAGAAGCCAAGCUUUAUCCCAGAAGCCCUUUUUCCUGUCACUUCAUCAGUAAUAGAGACCUUGGAUUCCUCCUUCAUCUUUCAUGAGACUCUUGCUAAGUUAACAGGUGAAGUUAUUCUCAGAAUGGCCAGUGAGCCUGUACUCCCCUUCUCUGCCUUGGACAUGGCCCUGGAUAUUCAAAAUAAACUGAAAGAUGACAAAUUGAUUGCAGACCAGCUGAUGGCAUAUUCUGGCUCUCUGAGGGAAAGUGCCCAACUUUUUCAGUCAGAAGAGAUGCGUCCUGCUAAUGAUCCAAAGGAAAGAGACCCAGUACAUGUGAGAAUGUUGAAUGACGUGCUGCAAAACCUUGAGAAAAAUUUUGUUAUUCCUCAGGCCCCUCCAGGAUUUUACAGAAAUAUACUAUAUGCUUUGGAUGACCAAACAAAUCAGUUUUCAAUUCUAAAGGAGUCCCAAGACCACUGGAAGCUGAAACAUCUUAAUGAGACCCUAAAACGGCCCCUGUCCAUGGUGCUGAACUGCAUUAACUCAGCGGAGAGGCACCUUGCGGUUGGAUUGGAUCUUUUUGAAGAUGUUUCCACCACAAAACAUUGAUUAUAAAUAAUAGAAUGUUCCAGUGUAUGUUUAUUGUAUUUAAAGAAAAUAUAACUGGGAAGUAAU
Messenger RNA from Polypterus senegalus (gray bichir), 2815 nucleotides. RefSeq names its product inactive N-acetylated-alpha-linked acidic dipeptidase-like protein 2. The coding region runs from base 383 to 2749 and encodes 788 amino acids. The record is from RefSeq and is a predicted model, not a curated record. The transcript is spliced from 17 exons. NCBI's taxonomy places the organism in Eukaryota, Metazoa, Chordata, Cladistia, Polypteriformes, Polypteridae.